UGUGUGUGUGUGUGUGUGUAACGUACCCAUCCUCUUCUGAUAUGGCCACCCAGCUGCUGCUCCAUCCAUCCUAUCCGCAGACCACGUGACCCAGUUCUGCGUGUCCUUCAGUAGUUCAUUCAGCAUGAUGGCUGCGGAUGCUGCGGAUGCUCUCUGCUGCAUCCUGCAUCCGCGCCAGCUCUCUCUCCUCUUUCUCACCGCCACCCUCUCCUCUCUGCCGGCCCCGGCAGCAGCGCUGCUCGGCGUCCGACCGGAAGACACCCAGAGCGGAGAGCUGUCCGUGCAGGAUGGGAUGCUGAGGGCGAUCGAGGGGACUCGCUUCAUGCUGAGGGUUUACUACCCCGCAUCUCCAGCUGCGGAACUUCCAAACAGCCUGAACGUCAGCGGCAGACCUGACGCCGCUCCUGCCGCUCCGUGGAUCGCGUUUAUAGAGGAACCAGGUGGGGACAGCGGGGACACGGAGAGGCGGCUCUGGUCAACAGGGAAUCCGUGUGAAGAGGAGAAUGCCCGGAGUUCAGACAUCGAGCUGCUGGGCUCUUUCAGAUCCACCUCAAGUCUCAACUCAGUUUUGGUGGAGCUGCUCGCUAAAGACCUGCGCAGAGGGGAUGUGAUCAAAUACUACUCCAUGUGUGCGUUUGAUGGAGUGAAAUGGGAGCAUUUCAGCACCAAAGACUUCUGGUUGGCGGUAGUGGAGAGACCUCCUGAGGCAGAUGUUUGGCUCCAGGCGGGUGUCUCGGUACUCUUGUUGGGUCUGUCUGCGCUCUGCAGCGGUCUGAACAUCAGCAUGCUGGCUCUGGACCCGGUGGAGCUGCGGGUCCUGCAGAACAGUGGCACAGAGAAAGAGCAGAAAUACGCAAGGAAAAUAGAGUCAGUGCGUAAACAUGGGAACUACAUCCUAUGCACCGUGGUGCUGGGCAACGUGCUUACAAAUACAUGCUUUGUGGUGUGGAUGUGCCAGAUUUUAGGAAUGACUGCUCUCUCAACUGCCUCCUGCACUUUGGGGAUAUUCUUCAUCGGCGAGAUUUUACCUCACUCACUCGCGUCCAGGCACAGCCUCGCCAUCGCCUCCAAGACCCUCUGCGCGACCCGCUUACUGAUGCUGGUGUUUUUUCCCAUCGCCUACCCAGUUUCUAAGAUUCUGGACAUCAUGCUGCACCAAGAGAUCAGCAACUUUUAUACCAGGGAGAAGUUGGUGGCCAUGUUGCGCGUCACAGAUCCGUACCACGACCUGGUCAAAGAGGAGCUCAACAUCAUCCAGGGAGCCCUGGAGCUGAGGACCAAGACCGUAGAGGACGUGCUAACCCCGCUGUCAGACUGCUACAUGCUGUCCUCGGACGCCGUGCUGGACUUCUGCACCAUGUCGGACGUGAUGCAGAGCGGUUUCACCCGGAUCCCGGUCUACGAGAACGAGAGGUCCAACAUCGUGGACAUCCUGUUUGUCAAAGACUUGGCCUUCGUGGAUCCUGACGAUUGCACUCCUCUGAAAACAAUUACUCAGUUUUACAACCACCCCAUGCACUGCGUGUUCAGUGACACCAAGCUGGAUGUGAUGCUGGAGGAAUUUAAGAGAGGUAAGUCCCAUCUGGCUGUGGUGCAGAGGGUGAACAGUGAAGGUGAGGGAGACCCCUUCUAUGAAGUGAUGGGCAUCGUCACCCUGGAGGAUGUCAUAGAAGAGAUCAUCAAGUCUGAGAUUGUGGAUGAGACAGACCUGUAUACUGAUAACCGGACCAAAAGGCGAGUAUCCCACCACGACAGGAAACAGCAGGAUUUUUCCAUCUUUAAACUGGGAGAAAAUGAGCUAAAGGUGAAGAUCUCACCCCAGUUGCUGCUUGCAACACACCGCUUCUUGGCAACAGAAGUGGAGCCUUUUAGGCCGUGUCACCUGUCAGAGAAGAUCUUGCUGCGUCUCAUCAAGCAUCCCAGCGUUGUGCAGGAACUCAAGUUCAACCCCAAGAACAAACACGCUCCUCAACACUACCUCUUCCAGAGAAACAAACCUGUGGACUACUUUGUCCUCAUUCUGCAGGGACGGGUGGAGGUAGAGAUAGGAAAGGAGGCUCUCCGCUUUGAAAAUGGAGCGUUUUCCUAUUAUGGCAUGCCAGCACUCAUCCCGCCUCUUCCUAUUGGUCCGAGGUAUAGUUCUCGGGGAAGUGGUCUGAACCAAUCAGAUUCAUUACUGAGUGGGGGCAGUGUGGGUCAGCUCACUACAGGAGGAGGGGUCUACUUGCCAGACUACUCAGUCCGACAGCUUAUAGACCUGCAGAUCAUCAAGAUCACCAGGAACCACUACCAGAACGCUCUAAUGGCCACCAGGAUGGACAGCUCCCCCCAGACACCAGACCCGGUGGACCCUGAUGAUAAAGGGCGGCCUGCAGUCCCAGAGGCCCGCUCACACAGCAUCGCCCUCCCCCUCACACACACACACACUCGACUGGGGCUGGCACGCCUUGCACAUCUCCAUCCCCACGGUGGCCUUCGCAACACCUCCCAGCUCAAUGAAAGAAACCGUAUUGUUCGCAGUAAAUCUGAUGGGCAGAGGAGUCCAAAUGAUACCGUGUUCCUCCGCAUGGAUGAUAUUCCCUACAUCCACGAGGACCGGCCGGAAAAUUAUGAAGACAAUGAUGUGCCCACAGAGUCUCACCCCUCCACCUCUCCCCUCAUCAGCUCUCUGUCUCUGUCCAGCUCGGAGGAGAACAUUGGGAAGAAGCUAUUGCGUAAAUUGAGUAACAAGAGGAGGAAAAAGUCUCGGGACGGAGAAAAGAGUUUGGAGGAAGGUUCAGAGCAAUUAACAGUGACGAGCUAGCGCAGUGACACUGAGGAAGAGGGAUGAAGGUUCUUCCUCUUAAUCAUUCACUGGUUUUCUUUACUAAACAACCACUCCCCUCAUAGACUCCCUCCAUGCUCUGACACAACUCUCACAGGAAACUGAGCCAUCUCAUGUGAUGUAGCCACCAGUUACACUCAGGUCCCCACUGGCACAAUCUGUCCCACCUCUGCCUGACUUCACACCCUUAAAGUGAUUGCUGACUAUAAGCAGGACAGAUCUGAAAAAAAAAACAUUGGACAAAUCUAAACAACAUAUUGGAUUUAUCCAGCCUUACACUGAAUGGAGGUUUUCAUCAGGUUUUAUAGUAAAUGGAGAAAAUCUUGUCAGGUAACCUUUUGAUGGUAGCUUUAUCCAUAACUUUAACAUUGAUCUCAUUUAAGCCAUCUGGACUCUACAAGAUCUCUCAAUCUGGAGCCCAACAAGAUCCUUAGGUAAUAUCUGAGCCAGCUUUGACCUUUUACUUGAUCAAACAAUCAAUACAACAGUUUUAAUUAUGUAUUUAUUAUUAUUAUGAGGCAGUUCCCAUAUACUGAAGAUGUUGUUUGCACAAGGAACUGUCCUAAUGUUGCCAUAAGGGGGCCACCUACUGCCAACAGUACCAGACACACUAGCCAUCGGUUAAAAAGAAAAAGAAGCCACAAGACAAGAGCACAAUUUUUACACCAGAUUAAAUGAACACAAUUUUGAAAAAGCCAUAAAUUAAUUCUCAGCUUAUUGUAUACACUGACCUCUUGUCAAGUUUAGAGGGUAUGCGCAAUUUUAAAAAUACCAAUGCUUGAAAUAACACAAUUUCUUACCUGAUUUUUACAUAGAAGUUUUAGAACUACCAAAAGUAAUUUGAACAUAGCAAUUUAAGUCAUUUUACCAACUGUAAUAGUCUACCACAUACACACAUGCAUACUGUACAUUCAGUAAAUGCAUCCUAAUGCAUGUGUCCUACAUAUACUCCAUCUGGUAUGUCUUCCCAUUUAAGCAUUCCCUUGUCAUUGCAUAUGUAGCUGUAUAUGACACAAUUUUAGUGUUUCUAUCAAGCAAACACCCUCACUUAUUCACACUUUCCCUUGAUGUUACCACCUUUGAAAAAAAAAUUAGCCUUUGUUUGAUUGCAUUCAGUAGGACGUAUAGGGGCGAUCAACUUCAUACCAUUAGCUACCAUAUUAGCCACUUUUCUACAGUUCAUUUUACUAAAGCUGCAUACACCAUAUAAAAUAAGCUAGGGGUUUAGGGUUUCGGGAUCCAGAUGGAUAGGAGUAUUCUUGAGAAAAGAGUAGUUGCUACUUGCAUGUUUGUUUCUGCUGCUUUUACUGUAGAAUUAUCCCCUGUAGAAAGUCUCUUUUUCUCUCUUUUUCCAUAUGCAUGCUUAAGUAAAGGGAUGCAUGAAUAGGAUAACAGUCUGCAGUACCAUCUACCCACAGUGUGUGACUUACUGAAAUCUUAAGCGAGUGUAGAUUUUAACAUGAACCUGAAGUUUUAACUGCUAAAGUUGAGAAAAAGCGAUAGGGGCAAUAAAUACUGCAACAAGCCUGCAGUUGUCAUGUUUUAACUGUUGCUAUUACGACACAAGGGGACUUCAGAAAGAGUCAAAGGUCACUGUGUCUACUGAAGAUACCGUUUGAGGCCAUACAACGCUGCUUAUAGAAGGAAAAAAUUAAGCCAUUAUUCUAUAAAUAAUCGAUUACUGCAAUAAUGAAAUCAUUAUUUGAUCCUUUUUAAAAAUGUGAGUGGUAGCUGCAGCUCAGGUUGGACUGAGCUGCUCUGCGUUGUGAAAUCUUGGCAGGUACACUGCGAAGAGAGAAAUACAUGAAGGAGGAAAGCAAUAUGACGCACGCUGACGUCAAGCCACCACCUCCUGACACACACGCACGCAUGCACACACGCGCACACACACGCGCACACACACACACACACACACGCACACACACAGGUGGUUUUGGGACACUCUGUGACAUAUUUCAUUCUGCCUUGUAAGGCUAUGAAAAUACAAAAGGAUCCUGCACUGCCAAGCUAUUCACAUUGACCCCUCUAUGUACACAGAACACGCAACGGGAAGUCUUUUGAUUUGACAACUGACUGAACAAGAGGAUUUGUGUGAAUCAGAAUAUCUCUCAAAUCAAUGCUUUGACAGAUUUUCAGUUUGUUAAAACAGAUUUAUAUUUCCGAGGAUUGAUAUACUGUUUGUUUGCGAUAAAAAAAGGUUACAUUUUAUAAUGUAAAAUUCUGAUGAUUAUAUAAGUUACCCAAAGAUAUCAAGAGACAGACCAUAUGUUCCACACAAGGGAUACUUACAUUAUUAAUAAAUUGACUAAAACUAU
This is a messenger RNA of Perca fluviatilis (European perch), 5139 nucleotides long. Its product is annotated as metal transporter CNNM1. The record is from RefSeq and is a predicted model, not a curated record. Bases 125 to 2803 code for a protein of 892 amino acids. Gene Ontology annotation, biological process: transport; magnesium ion homeostasis. The transcript has 10 exons. NCBI's taxonomy places the organism in Eukaryota, Metazoa, Chordata, Actinopteri, Perciformes, Percidae. Gene Ontology annotation, cellular component: plasma membrane. Gene Ontology annotation, molecular function: transmembrane transporter activity.